AUGCGUCUCUCUUUCCUCUAUUCGUUGUUGGCCAUCGUGGUCCCCGCUGUCCUCGCCGACUGGCAAUUCCGUUCACGAUCAGAUCUAGCCGUCCCACGACUCAACAUUACAAUCCCGGCAACCAAGGAUGUAGAACAAGGCUAUCUCUUCGUCGCCCCCUUUGCAGGAUUCGAAGACGAUGCACAUCAUCAGUACGGCCCCAGACAGGCUGGACCCUACAUCUUCCGUGACAAUGGAGAUCUCGUUUGGUCGGGCUACGGCUAUUACAGCAUCUGGGCCACAAACUUCCAAAAGGUGCGAUGGAAUGGGCGAGACGUGCUCGCUUCUUUCGAGGGUGAUCACAAUCCUCUCUAUGGACACGGCCACGGCCACAUCACCUUCCUGGAUCAACACUACGAGACCAUUCGCGAGUUGCGAGCCGGGCACCACAAGAUCUCCGACAAGCAUGAGUUCCACGUGAUCGACGAAAAGACCGCCCUGAUCCAGAUCUACCAGCCCGUGCCUCGCGAUUUGUCCAAAUUCGGGGCAAAGCCCGAUCAGCAGUGGAUUGUGGAUGCUAUUUUCCAAGAACUCGACAUCGAAACCGGCAAAGUUCUCUUCGAAUGGUCUAGCCUGGACCACAUCUCGCCAGCAGAGAGCGUUCUCCCCAUCAAUCCUGGCCAGGCCGGGUCAGGAUACAACAGCAGCGACGCCUGGGACUACUACCACAUCAACUCCGUCGACAAAGACAAGGCGGGUAAUUAUCUGCUCUCCGCCCGAGACGCAUGCACUGUGCACAAAGUCAACGGAACAGACGGGUCCAUCAUCUGGCGUCUCGAUGGCAAGCGAAGCUCCUUCAAGCUCGGGAAGGGCGUCAAGUUCUGCUUCCAGCAUCACGCCCGCUUCCUCCACCAGGAAGGUGAUAUCGAGAUUAUCAGCCUGUACGACAACUCCGCUCAUGGAUCGGAAGAUGAGCCGGGGAAAGGAAUCCAUACCGCAAAGACCAGUAGCGGGAAGAUCAUCAAGCUGAACACCACCAGCUGGACGGCGGAGCUGGUACAAGGCUUCUAUCCCCCGGAUGGACUGCUGUCCAAGUCUCAAGGCUCCACGCAGGUGUUGCCGAAUCGGAACGUCUUGGUCAACUGGGGGUCCGAAGGCGCCAUGACUGAGUAUUUGCCUAACGGCACCGCCAUCUUCCACGCUUACAUGGACUCGGGCUUCCUCGAUUUGGGCGUAGAGAACUACCGUGCAUAUCGCUACAAUUGGACCGGCCUUCCGAAUGAGGAUCCUGCGAUCGCGGCAUUCGUGGACGACGAAACAGUUUCCAUCUACGUGAGCUGGAAUGGAGACACUGAGACGCACACUUGGAGGUUCUUUGGAUACGAUGAUGACGGGAAACGUACGCAUCUUGGAGAUGUGACGCGGAAGAGCUUCGAGACGUCUCUGCAUGUGCCUGAGAAGGAUAUUCUGUUCGUGUCCGCGGAGGCCAUCGGGGCGUCUGACAGCAUCCUCAGAACUACACGUCUUGCCCCUAGUCGUCCGGAGAUCCUGAAAGUUGAACCGGGCAGGAGAUACACAUCGUUCCAGAACGAUGCCGAACAGUAUCCGCUGGUAUAG
Molecule: messenger RNA, 1596 nt
Organism: Neohortaea acidophila
Lineage: Eukaryota; Fungi; Ascomycota; Dothideomycetes; Mycosphaerellales; Teratosphaeriaceae
Product: ASST-domain-containing protein
Exons: 3
Coding region: 1-1596 (531 amino acids)
Source: RefSeq, a predicted model, not a curated record